AUGAGCCGGAGGAGUCUUUCGCUCAGGUUCUCGCUGUUCCUACUCCUGUUGCUGCCGCCCCCGGUCCUGACCUUGGACCCCGGGGCACCCAUUCCAGUGAACCCCUGUUGUUACUACCCAUGCCAGCACCAGGGCAUCUGUGUUCGCUUCGGCCUUGACAGCUACCAGUGUGACUGCACCCGUACGGGCUACUCCGGCCCCAACUGCACCAUCCCUGAGCUGUGGACCUGGCUCCGGAAUACACUGCGGCCCAGACCCUCCUUUAUCCACUUCCUGCUCACUCAUGGGCACUGGUUCUGGGAGUUUGUCAAUUCCACCUUCAUCCGAGACCUGCUUAUGCGCCUGGUACUUACAGUGCGUUCCAACCUUAUCCCCAGCCCCCCCACCUAUAACUUAGCACAUGAUUAUAUCAGCUGGGAGUCCUUUUCCAAUGUGAGCUAUUAUACCCGCAUUCUGCCUUCUGUGCCCGAAGACUGUCCCACACCUAUGGGAACCAAAGGGAAGAAGCAGUUGCCAGAUGCCCAGCUCCUGAGUCGUCGCUUCCUGCUCAGGAGGAAGUUCAUACCUGACCCCCAAGGCACGAACCUUAUGUUUGCCUUCUUUGCACAACACUUCACCCACCAGUUCUUCAAAACUUCUGGCAAGAUGGGUCCUGGAUUCACCAAGGCCUUGGGACAUGGGGUAGACCUUGGCCACAUAUAUGGAGACAACCUCGAGCGUCAGUAUCAGCUGCGGCUCUUUAAGGAUGGGAAACUCAAGUACCAGGUGCUGCAUGGAGAGAUGUACCCACCCUCAGUGGAAGAGGCGAAUGUGUUGAUGCAUUACCCCCGGGGUGUCCCACCCCAGAGCCAGAUGGCUGUGGGCCAGGAGGUGUUUGGGCUGCUUCCCGGGCUCAUGCUUUAUGCCACCAUCUGGCUACGGGAGCACAAUCGUGUGUGUGACCUGCUGAAGGCUGAGCACCCCACGUGGGGCGAUGAGCAGCUCUUCCAGACGACCCGCCUCAUCCUGAUAGGGGAGACCAUCAAGAUCGUGAUCGAGGAAUACGUGCAGCAGCUGAGCGGCUACUUCCUGCAGCUCAAGUUUGACCCCGAGCUGCUGUUCAACGUGCAGUUCCAGUACCGCAACCGCAUCGCCCUGGAGUUCAACCAUCUCUACCACUGGCACCCGCUCAUGCCGGACGCCUUCAAGGUGGGCUCCCGGGAGUACAGCUACGAGCAGUUCCUGUUCAACACCUCCAUGCUGGUGGACUAUGGAGUGGAGGCCCUGGUGGACGCCUUCUCCCACCAGAUCGCUGGCCGCAUUGGUGGAGGCAGGAACAUGGACCAUCAUGUCCUGCACGUGGCUGUGGAGGUCAUCAAGGAGUCUCGGGAGAUGCGUCUGCAGCCCUUUAAUGAGUACCGCAAGAGGUUUGGCAUGAAGCCCUACACCUCUUUCGAGGAGCUCACAGGAGAGAAGGAGGUGGCAGCGGAGCUGGAGGAGCUCUAUGGAGACAUCGACGCCUUAGAGUUCUACCCAGGGCUGCUGCUGGAAAAGUGCCUACCGAACUCUAUCUUUGGGGAGAGUAUGAUCGAGAUUGGGGCACCCUUUUCCCUCAAAGGUCUCCUAGGAAACCCCAUCUGUUCUCCAGAGUACUGGAAGCCGAGCACAUUUGGUGGCGAGAUGGGCUUUAACAUUGUCAAGACAGCCACACUGAAGAAGCUGGUCUGCCUCAACACCAAGACCUGUCCAUACGUUUCCUUCCGCGUGCCCGACUCGCAUCAGGACAGUGAGCCUGCUGUGCAGCGACCAUCCACGGAGCUCUGAGGGGGCGGGGGUUAGCAUUCUGGAGGCGAGAACUUCGUGCUUGUCAUUCCAGAAUGCUGAAGCCAGGGUUGAUGGUCUUAAAUGCUGGUUUUCUGGUUUGACAUGGUGAGCGUUGGGGUUGACAUUUAGAACUUUGAGUCUCACUUGUUACCUGGAAUAUUGUGAUUCUGUUUGUCAUUCUGGAACACUGAAUUCCUUGUUAACCCUCAAAAUGUUAGGAGUGGUUUUCAUUUGGCCUUCUAGAGUUCCUAGUUGACAACCUAGAAUGUCAGAUUUCUGGUUGAUUUAGAAUAUAGGCAUUCUAGAAUAGGGAGCUCCUGAUGAAAUCUACAGGGUUCUUAUUUUGCAUUCCGGAAUCUUUCUGAUUGGUGUUUCAGAAUGUUGUGUUCCCAGCUGAUGAUCCAGGACAGUGGCUGGUGUGCCAGGUCAGUCUUGAUCUGAAUGUCUAGAAUGUUGAUUUAUUUUCCUGUUUGGCGAGAUAUCCACAGAGCAGGAGACCCCAAUGUCCAGUGAGAAUGCCUGAAUCUGUGCCUGCACUGAGGGGCAAGAAGGGGGGCGUGUGGUUCUUAAGACCCUUCUACUUACACCGGGGUACAAGGAUGUGGGGAGAACAUGUGGGCUCUUUCAUACCAGGGGUUGGAAGCCACUGGAGCUCCGUCCCCAUCCAUGUCUUGACCAUGGCAGCUGUUUUACAUGAAGCUAAUAAAAUUUUCUUUCCAAA
This is a messenger RNA of Otolemur garnettii (small-eared galago), 2524 nucleotides long. It is a transcript of the gene PTGS1, whose product is annotated as prostaglandin-endoperoxide synthase 1. Gene Ontology annotation, cellular component: cytoplasm; neuron projection. Gene Ontology annotation, molecular function: oxidoreductase activity, acting on single donors with incorporation of molecular oxygen, incorporation of two atoms of oxygen; heme binding; prostaglandin-endoperoxide synthase activity. Gene Ontology annotation, biological process: cyclooxygenase pathway; response to oxidative stress. The record is from RefSeq and is a predicted model, not a curated record. The transcript has 11 exons. NCBI's taxonomy places the organism in Eukaryota, Metazoa, Chordata, Mammalia, Primates, Galagidae. Bases 1 to 1803 code for a protein of 600 amino acids.